AUGGCUACCAAGAAUAACCAGACCGUUACGGUCCUUCAUCGAAGCUAUUCCCUGUUUGAGAAUUUCUCUACUUCGUUCGCGGCACUGUACUUUGUUGGUGGUGUUCGAGUCACCUUCACGACUGGCAUCGCAGCCGGGGGCCCAUUAGCAUAUUGGACAAGCUACAUCGUCACUUGUGUGUUCACAUUCAUCACUGCAGCAGUCAUUGCCGAAGUCUGUUCCGCUGCUCCGACUGCAGGUUCAAUCUACCUCUGGGCUGCAGAGGCCGGGGGCCGCCGAUAUGGAGGACUGUUUGGAUUCAUCGUCGCCUGGUGGAGUACAACCGCGUGGACGACAUUCUGUGCUAGUAAUACUCAGUCUGCAGUAAACUAUAUGCUCUCGGAGUUGUCCGUUUUCAAUGUCGACUUUCCCACAGAUACCAACAAUAUAAAAUUCCGUGCCGUUCAAUGGAUCUGCACUGAAGUGCUCUUAGGCUUGGCAGCCUGGAUAAAUUUCGCUCCCCCUCGAGUAUUCAGAUUUGUUUUCUGGCUUUCCACCGGCGCCGUGUUCUUAGACUUCAUCCUCAAUGUCAUAUGGCUCCCAGUUGGUGCCAGCGAGACCUAUGGACUACGGACCGCACAUGAAGCAUUCAUGACUACUUACAACGGCACCGGGGCACCCGCUGGCUGGAACUGGUGUCUUUCUUAUCUAGCGACCGCAGGGGUUCUCAUUGGUUUCGAUGCGUCUGGCCACGUCGCCGAAGAAACCAAAAACGCUACUCUCAAUGCAGCCAAAGGAAUCUUCUGGAGUACGGUGGUCAGCGGUGUGUUUGGCUUUACGGCCGUUAUAUUAUUCCUCUUCACGUCGCCACCCAUCGACAUCCUAUUCUCCUACGACGCCCCCCAACCAUUCGUCCCCCUCUACGCCGCUGUUCUCGGCCGGGGAGGCCACAUCAUUAUGAACGUCCUCUCAGUCGUAGCCCUAUGGCUAAACACCGCCAUCGCCAUCACCGCCGCCUCACGACUCGUCUUCGCCGUGUCCCGCGACGGCGUCCUCCCACUAUCUACCUGGGUCUCCCGCGUCUCCGAAACCGGCCAACCCCGCAACGCCGUCCUCGUCGUCUGGAUCGUCUCUGCCAUCAUCACCUGCACGAUUCUCCCUUCCGGUGUGGCGUUCACCUCGCUCGUUUCAGCCGCUGGUGUUCCCUCCGCCGCAGCGUACGGCUUAAUCUGUCUGGGUAGAUUAACACUCACGAGAAAUGAAAAGCUCGAUGCGAAAUGGUCGUUGGGGAAAUGGAGUAAACCGUUUCAGGUUGUUGCGUUGGUGUGGAAUACUUGGGUCGUGGCGGUGUUGUUUUCGCCGUACGUGUUUCCGGUUACGGCGGGUACGCUUAAUUAUGCGCCUAUUACUAUUAUGGCUAUCGUGACGGUUUUCGCGCUGGUUUCUUGGUUUGUGACUCCGGCGGAUGCGUGGUUGAGGCAGGGGAUGGUCACGGGGGAUGAAUGA
This is a messenger RNA of Aspergillus ibericus CBS 121593, 1485 nucleotides long. Its product is annotated as amino acid transporter. Gene Ontology annotation, molecular function: transmembrane transporter activity. Gene Ontology annotation, cellular component: membrane. The record is from RefSeq and is a predicted model, not a curated record. NCBI's taxonomy places the organism in Eukaryota, Fungi, Ascomycota, Eurotiomycetes, Eurotiales, Aspergillaceae. The coding region runs from base 1 to 1485 and encodes 494 amino acids. Gene Ontology annotation, biological process: transmembrane transport. The transcript has 10 exons.